Molecule: messenger RNA, 544 nt
Organism: Leguminivora glycinivorella
Lineage: Eukaryota; Metazoa; Arthropoda; Insecta; Lepidoptera; Tortricidae
Exons: 4
Coding region: 118-480 (120 amino acids)
Source: RefSeq, a predicted model, not a curated record
UCGAAAUCGGGUCCUUUCGUCUCCACAAUAGUGCGAGCGGAGAAAUGCAAGAGCCCAUCGCCGCCGUACCAAAAAGAGUUGUCCGGCGACGUCGUCGUUCAGUUAUAUAACACGAGUAUGAAGCCGUUUCUACGGGGAAACUAUACGGCGUACAAGUCAGAUCCGGGUCUGAAGCUUUCCCUCCAAGAUUAUUUGCUGGUGAACGGUGAAUGGCAGCAAACCUUCCGUAUCAAUGGCAUGAGCUGCAGAGGCCGUUUCGUGGCGAUGAUGGGGCGGAUAUUCGACAUCAAGUUUGAUAAGAAGACCUGCUCAGUCCCGAAAGGUGUGUACGUUUUCAACAACGUGGACUACGAUUUCGUGGACCACGUGUUCAUGCUGACCAGAGACUACGGCAGGGUGCUGAGGAAAGUGACAGUUUUCAGCAACACAGGAACGUCCGUCUGUCUAGAAUUUGAGGCAGUGGUCACCGCUAAGACUUAGUGCGUUUUCACAUUAUCCGAUCCGAUAUCGGAUGUCGGACCGAUAUCCCACACAUUACAGGCGC